Molecule: messenger RNA, 970 nt
Organism: Linum tenue
Lineage: Eukaryota; Viridiplantae; Streptophyta; Magnoliopsida; Malpighiales; Linaceae
Source: the annotation of a GenBank genome assembly
GCCACGCCGCGUAUAAUAAAAACCUCAGUGAUCCUCCUUCCAGAAGAAAGCCUGCUUACUUUCCCCUUUACUCCCAACAACUGCCCUCCAGUUCCCAACUCCUCUCUCAAGAAAUCAAUUCCGCCAUUUUUCUUCUUUUCGAUUUGCUCUCUGUCUCCUCCUUCCCAACCCAUCCGGCUAAUCGAUUCAAUCAACCUUCAAAAUACCGGCAACAGUCGGUCGCUUCCUGCUGCAAAAGAAUGGAGAACAUGAUGGGGCUUCUCAGAAUCAAGGUGCUCCGAGGGAUCAACCUCGCCAUUAGAGAUGUCCGCAGCAGCGACCCUUACGUCAUCGUCAAGAUGGGCAAGCAGAAACUGAAGACCCGAGUGGUGAGGAAGAAUGUGAACCCAGAGUGGAACGAGACCUUGACAUUGUCUGUCAGCGACCCGGGUCUUCCUGUCAAGAUCGAAGUGUUCGAUCGAGACCUGUUCAGGGACGACAGGAUGGGGGAUGCAGAGUUCGACAUUGGGACCUUCGUGGAAGCCGUGAGGAUGAACCUCCAAGGGCUGCCCAGCGGGACCAUCAUCACCAAGAUGCAGCCAAGCAGGAAGAACUGCCUGUCAGAGGAGAGCUCGGUCGUGUGGGCGAACGACGAGGUUGUGCAGCGCGUCUUCCUGAGGCUGCGAAAUGUGGAGUGCGGUGAGGUCGAACUCGAGCUUCGUUGGAUUCAUGUCCCUGGUGCCAAGGGCUUGUAGUAUAGAGGAAUUGACUGUAAGUGAGCUGUUGUUUGUAGCUGAUAUAUGAUGUAUUGCUGGUUUUUUUUCGGGGUUUUGCUUCUCACCAUUAGUUCUAGCACCCUAAUUAUCAGUAUCUACACCUUAAUUGAUUCUUCUUCUGCUGCUAAUUACAGUUGUUUGAGUGUGUACAUUAUUCUGUCUGAGUUGUCUUUCACCUGACAGAGGACUCUUUUCUUUAGCAUAUAUAUGUUGCC